UAUGCCAGGCGUCUAGGGUAUCGCGGGGAGAGGAAGGGGAAGAAGCGCGGGCGCCAUGGGCGAGCAGUCGACAAGCCCCCGCGCCAUCCGAUGGCGCAAGGGCGAGCUCAUCGGCGUCGGCGCCUACGGCCGCGUCUACAUGGGGAUGAACCUCGACUCCGGCGAGCUCAUCGCGGUCAAGCAGGUCUUGAUCGCGGCCAGCAACUUCGCCAAGGGCAAGGCCCAGCUCAGUGCUCACAUCCGGGAGCUGGAAGAGGAGGUGAAGCUGCUCCAAAACUUGUCACACCCCAACAUAGUUAGGUACUUAGGAACCGCCAGGGAGGAGGAGGCGCUCAACAUCUUUCUUGAAUUUGUUCCCGGUGGAUCUAUUUCGUCGCUUCUUGGGAAGUUUGGUUCCUUCACAGAACCCGUGAUUCGUAUGUAUACUAGGCAGUUGCUCUUGGGGCUUGAAUACCUUCAUCAGAAUAAAAUAAUGCACCGAGAUAUCAAGGGAGCAAAUAUAUUGGUAGACAACCAGGGCCACAUAAAGGUAGCAGAUUUUGGAGCAUCGAAAAAAGUUCUUGAGCUGGCAACCAUUUCGGAAGCAAAGUCCAUGAAAGGGACCCCGUACUGGAUGGCCCCCGAAGUUGUCAGGCAGACUGGUCACAAUUGGCAAGCAGACAUAUGGAGUGUGGGUUGCACUGUCAUUGAGAUGGCAACAGGCAAGCCGCCGUGGAGUGAUCAGUUUCAAGAGGUGGCUGCCUUGUUCCACAUCGGUACAACCAAGUCGCAUCCUCCUAUUCCAGAACAUCUAUCCCCUGAUGCAAAAAGUUUUCUUUUAAAAUGUCUUCAAAGGGAGCCACGACUGAGACCAACAGCUGCAGAGCUUCUUAAGCACCCUUUUGUUUCAGAAACGUACGACAGUAAUGCCAUGGCGCCCAAAUUUAUACCAACGGUUGAUGAUUGUCAGUUAAGAAAAUCAUUCGUAGAUGAUCUCAAUUGUUCAGUGAGGCUAGACUCUCCCUGUGCGAGCUUAUCAAACGACGAGAUAUGUCCAAGCUUCAACCCGGUGUCGGAGCCUUCAUACGUGGAAGGCGCCUGUUGGACACUUGGUCGCAGCAAUUCUGCGGAUCCAGUCGGUCCUUCGAGCCAUACUGACGACGAUGACGUUACAGAGUCAAAAAUCAAAGCUUUUUUGGAGGCGAAGGCAUCGGAACUGGCAAAGUUGCAAACUCCACUCUACGAAGAAUACAGCCUCUACAAAGGUAGCAGUGAGGAGCCAAACUCGAGUUUCGUUGCACCGUUGAGUCCCGCAAGGCUGAGGCCACCUACAGCUAGUAGGUCCCCAAGCAAAGGGAGCAGUUUCAGUGAGAGGUCUACGUACGUGAGAAACAGUUGUGAAAGUGAUGCAAGUGUCAGCUCAGACAGUGCUGCUCCCGCACCUGGUCCCGCGGCGAAUUUCAAUCCACUGCUCGAGGUCAGACUAAACGGACAGGAUUUUCCACCAUCCAUUCGCAACUCCAGUAGCUUCUGCGACAGGCAAAGGCAGUGGAAGGAGGAGCUCCAGCAAGAGCUCGAAAUGAAGAGGGAAGAGAAGCGCAAGCUUGCGCGGCAUGCAAGUGGAGCAACAUCUCCGUUGUUUCAGCGGCAAAGCAGUCGGCUGGGCUUCUCUCCCGUCAGAUAAGACUGUGAAUUUCCUAUUCCUGUAACUUUUUUACUCCAAUAAAUUGCCUAUGUA
Molecule: messenger RNA, 1717 nt
Organism: Selaginella moellendorffii
Lineage: Eukaryota; Viridiplantae; Streptophyta; Lycopodiopsida; Selaginellales; Selaginellaceae
Product: mitogen-activated protein kinase kinase kinase 2
Exons: 13
Coding region: 56-1663 (535 amino acids)
Biological process (GO): protein phosphorylation
Molecular function (GO): ATP binding; protein kinase activity
Source: RefSeq, a predicted model, not a curated record